UCGACUAUCCGUGUUAACGAGUAUCAGAAAAAUCGCCAGUAUUUCAUAGUUAAAUUAAUAUUAAUCUAUAUAAUAUGUAAACGCAAAAUAAUUAUUAUGUUAUGAAAAGGUAAAUAAUUAAAUGACUGUGAACAAUAGAUAUCAAAACGGCCGCCAAUAAGGAUCUAACAGAGUACUAUCUUAUUCGUUUAGGAGCAGCAUCGCACGAUAAGUCAGCAAGACAAUUCUUGAAAUUCUCGCCCCCAUUCCGAUUCUGUACUCAGAUUCUGGUAAGGGGAUCAUUGCAGGAUGCCAAGCCCAGUCUGGCUAAUAGAUGACUGGAAUUCGACUAUGGUGCUGCGAAUUGAGGGAAGAGCUGGACUUGAGGGAAGGAGAAGCGAUGACCUCGAUAAUGGAGGACUCUGGUGAUUUUGGCCGCUUCAAGGAGUCAUUGUGAUAUGAUGCCCCAAGCAUGCAAAUGGCGCCCAGUUGGGAAUGGGUGAGUGGUUCCAAGGUUCUACUAUGGAAUACAAUAGACGUGUUUCAGAUAAUACGCGUAAGACAAGUCAUUGACCGUUUGGCAAAUAGGCUAUAAUCAGAACUUUGCCGAUGACAAAUACAGGUGCAUAUGUCUGCAAAGGCGGCUACAAAAUGCAUCAACCAUAUAAAGCGGAACUCAACUUUUUUGAAGACAUCAAAGUUAUAUUGGACCCAUGUAGUGGAUACGAUGGGUUUAUGUGUUGUAGUGUCUGUGGCAUCAAAAAGUCCGAAAACGUAUUUUACGUCUAGCCUAUUCGAAUGGGAACGAAUAGUAACAUGAAUAUACCAUUAAUAACAACUGGUACAUAAGGGUAACAUUAAGGAUAUCAAUAACCUAAAAGUAUUGAGUUUGCAAAAGAAAAAGAUUAGAACUGCAGAAAGUUCAAGUGCUUUUGUGUGAAAGCUUCAGUGAAAUUGAAUUUAAUAGCCACACCUACGAACGUGUAGACAUUAAAGACAAAAUUUCAACAAGGCCUAAGUGAUAUUUUAUCAAAGAUGAGACUAAUUUUCAAACUGGACACAGAAAUUUGGGAUAGACCAAACGACAAUUGCGUGAAAUAAAGAGAUCCAAGAUACCUACCUAUUUGCUAUUGUAUCCUUGCAUACGUAGUAUAAGAUACCAAUAUAUCAGCCUGUGAUGGAAUAUAGAAUGAUUGGAUGGUCAGAAUUCCAUAGGAGUGGCACUGGCAGAAUUGUUUACAGUUGCAGCUAUAGGAGCAUUGGAAAGUUUGUGUGUGUGUGUGUGUGUGUGUGUGUGUGUGUGUGUGUGUGAUGUAAAUAGUUUAGUUAACAUUGGUGUAAUAGCUUAUAAGAAAGAAAUGCGUGAAAUGUUACUUUUAAGAAAAAACGUUAACAUAAAAGAAAUCGAUAAAAGAAGUGAGCUCACGCUUUGUCUCUCCAAACUCGUAUAGUAUGUAAUUUUUUGUGAAUGUACUUUGAUUAAAAUUAUUAUUUUUAAUCAAUAAAAAAGUGUUAAGCUUCGUGUGUUAUUUAUUUCACGUGACUAUUAUCCACACAUGGAACAUGGUCCUUCGAGCUGGAUAUUGAUAAAUAUUAGUGAAAAAAAAUCGUGACAAACAACAAUAAACAGUUUUCAUUCUCGCACUCACUAUAGAUAAUCAUUCGUGAGAAUGUGGUGAAACAAACGUGGAGACAUCGUGACUAUAUCGAGCAUUUUAAAAGCAAUUUUUGUCUCAAAAUUCGUCGAUUUCAACGCAGUGCGUAGUACAAAUAUAUUUGUGCGUAGUAUAACGGGACACUAUUACAUUGUACAUUCUCAUAAUCCCAUGUGUGCCAUACAUUAUAAGGUAUUCAACGAGAAGUAUUACGCUAUAAAAUCUUUACGCGACAGUAGCAUGCGUCAAAACGAGAAAAAACACGUUUCCAAAUCAGCAUCGCGAACGACAACAGUGAAGCAACAAUGGACUACAGCUCGAUGAAAUUUCACGGCGGCCGGUUCAAUUUUCUUUGGCGUUUGUCGUUUGCCGAACGUCGUACGGUUAACAUCGAAGCUCUCUCUGCUCCCAGCUACCUGCGCUAUCCAAGCGGUACAGUGAGUGCGGAAUGAGACGAGAAGUGACGUGCUAUGAAGCUACGUGCGUUAGAGAGCGAUUUUGCGAAAGUGGAGAACAAUGACUGUGCGAGGAAUCUGUCUCGCGUAAUGAACGCCACCGACGAUCAGAUGUCGACGGUGGAAGAAAGAGGCAGUUUCUCCUUGGUGGAACGGAGGAAGAAGAAAGAAAAAAAGAGGAAAGCGCAGAAGGUGAUCGACUCAGACUCCGAGCCGAUCAAAGAAAUCGAUAUAAUGCCUACACCGGUGGCUCUCAAGAAGAAGAGAAAAGCGCCAAGAAACGCGCAGGUCGUAGAAUCUGCCGUGGAAGACGAGGAGAGAAGCUUAAUAAGCCUAAAAGAGAAGUCUCGGCCAGCAUUCGAUAGAAUGCUGAACUUAGUUACGGAAGCUAAGUUGGAGAACUCACUAAAGAGGAAAAUUCGCGCCACGGCAACGGAGCUGAAAGAACUCGUCAACGAGGCACUGAUAGCGAACGGAAGACUGGAGGAUAAAAUUGAAUGCCUCCAGACAGACAUCAUGUGGAAAACACCAAGAGGAUGGCGAAAACGGUGCAAGAGACCAUCCAGGAAACCAUUUCUGCCGAAGAAGCCGUUAACCUACGCGGAAAGAGUGGGUGUCAAGGCCAAAAAUGUUGCAACGGCUAGCAUAAUGAAACCGAGGAAUCUUAUAACAAUCUUGCCCGGCAAAAACGAGAGCCUAAAAAGUAGCGAGAACUUAAAAGAGGCUCUGAAGAAAAUGGUUAUUCCGCGCGAAGAAGGUAUAGGAAUACGGAACGUGCGGAAGAUCAAGAAUAACGGGUUAUUGAUAGAGACGUUGAAGAAACGGAACAUAGAGACAAUUAUGAGGAACGAAAAGAUAAGGGCAACAGGGAUGGAAGUCGGUCUUCCAGCGAAGAGAAGCACGUGAAUCAUCAUCUUCUCCGUACCGAGGCCCACUAAUGAUGAAGAGGCGAGGAUGGAGAUACUAAAGCACAACUUCGAAGGCGAGGAAUUAAAAAUGCUGACGAAAAGCAGCAAGGUGACUUUGAAGA
Molecule: messenger RNA, 3119 nt
Organism: Vespa mandarinia (Asian giant hornet)
Lineage: Eukaryota; Metazoa; Arthropoda; Insecta; Hymenoptera; Vespidae
Source: RefSeq, a predicted model, not a curated record